AGAAAGUAGCUGAGGAGAAAUUGAAGAAACAGCAACAAAAGAAUGAACAGAGGAGCUGAAGUAGUUUUGUUUUUAAAAUAUAUUUUUUUUAUUUAUGAAACAAGAAAGUAACAGGAAUAUAGAAUAGAAGUGAAUCAUGACAUUGGGUCCACUUUUAACUGAUGUGGUUGUUACAUUCUGUUUGGCUGCUUGUCUGUUAUACAAGUAUGGAAACUGGCUAAAACACCAUAUCAUCGUUACAGUUGCAGUUUUCAUAUCUUGGUACUUUUCAUUUCUUAUCAUCUUUGUUCUACCACUGGAUGUAUCUUCGACAGUAUAUCGUCAGUGCAUGCAAGAAAGUCGGCUAGAAUAUUCUUCACAUGUGAAUUCGUCUGGUGUGUUAUUUGGUCUGGGAAUUGCAUCUGUGGGUAAUGAAAGUACAAACAACAUCACACCUGUCCAAUGUCAGGAGCCAUGGAGCAAUGUGCCUGAGAAUGUUUUUCCAAAUUUAUGGCGUGUUGUAUAUUGGACGUCACAGUUUCUGACGUGGCUUGUGUUACCUCUGAUGCAAUCUUACAUAAAGGCUGGAGAUUUCACCGUGCGUGGAAAGGUGAAGUCUGCUCUGAUUGACAACGCCAUUUACUAUGGAUCUUAUCUCUUCAUUUGUGGAAUCCUUCUUAUAUAUAUUGCCUUGAAACCAGAUCUUCACCUUGAUGGGCAGAAACUGAAGGCUAUUGCGUCAUCGGCCAGCAACACGUGGGGUCUGUUUCUUCUCGUCCUGCUCUUAGGCUAUGCUUUGGUAGAAGUCCCACGCUCCCUGUGGAAUUCUAGCAAACGUGGCUAUGUUCUCAACUACAGCUACUUCAAGGCAGCCAAACUCAGCUCUGAAAAGUGCGAAGCAGAGGAGAGUGUUGACGAUAUUCUAGAGUCUCUUCAGGCCGUGUCUGUGUCUGUUGGGCCAGGCCACCCCUUACAUCGAAACUUGGAAACAAUUUUCCAGAAAGUACCUCCUGAAUUACGGGAACGAAUGAAUCGUCGUCAACUACCUGAUGACACACCGAAUGAUGCUCCCUCAGACAAAGCACUUAUACGACUUCACAAGCAGGUUAUUAAAGCCUUACAGACACAAUACCGCACAGAAACACAAUGGAGUCUUCUUGUGGAUCGCAUUGUGAUGCUAGAAGAUGUAGCUCGCAAUCAAGUUAGCCAUGAUCACCGAUACAAACCAACGUUCGAACCGCCGAGGCCACUUUGGCUUCGUUUUGUUUACAGUCCAACGAUUGAGUGGUACUGGAAGUGUGUGCUUCAUGGUUAUACACUCAAGUUGGCUGCUGUUGCAGCUGGGUUACUGUCAGCAGCUGUCGUCUGGUCAGAGGUAACCUUCUUCAAUAAAGAGCCAGUUCUGUCGCUCUUUGCCCAGUUCCUGAGUCUUGCUAAAGUAAACUAUGAUUACUUUACCAUAGAGGUUUUGUCCACCAUGAUUAUUGCAUAUAUGUGUUACUGUGCAUACUCAACUGUGCUAAAGAUACGACUCCUGAAUUUGUACUACUUAGCGCCCCAUCAUCAGACAGAUGAAUACUCACUGAUUUUUUCUGGGAUGAUGCUGUGUCGUCUCACACCACCUAUGUGUCUCAAUUUUCUUGGCCUCAUUCACAUGGAUAGCCACAUUAUCAAGCAUCACAUAUGGGAAACACAUUACACGCAGGUUAUGGGACACAUGGAUGUGAUAUCUAUUGUGUCAGAUGGCUUUAAUGUGUAUUUCCCCAUGGCAAUGCUAGCCUUCUGUGUGGCAACAUAUUUCAGCGUAGGAUCGCGACUGCUCUCGGUGCUUGGGUUCCAGCAGUUCGUUGGCGAUGACGAAGUGACGGCUGAUCUUGUGGAUGAAGGCCGGGAGCUUAUCAAGAGAGAAAAACGGCGUCGACAACGAGCAGAGGAUUCUGUUAACCGACGCCGGGAGUUCCAAGAUCGGUUUGGUGGGACAACCUCACGAUACCGAACUGCACGACAGAAACCGGAAGACAGGGUUCGUCCUCUCCAUCGUGAUGAUUCAACAGAGUCUGCUCGGGCCGUUCUCCUUCGUGAUGUCGAACCUAUGGACUACUACGUAGGUGGCAGCACAGCUUCUACAAAUACUGCGUCAACAAAUGGCAGUGAUCAUUUCUACGGCCCAAAUAACGGUAGUAACCAGUACUACCCCCAUCUAGAGACUUCAGGAGGUUUGGGUUUGGAUGCUAGACUGGGUAGAGACAGUGCUGUCAACCUUGGAUCAACAGUACUGUAUCAGGGAGGCACAAUGACGGAAAGUUUCAUUCCAGAUACUGCAGGUAGUAUGUUUGAUGGGUUCAAGACAGAACUGGAGAUGUCAGUCACUCUUGAAAGGUGGCUUAUAUCACCGACAGACUGCUUGAUGUUAGAGGGACAAGGAUACACGACACUUAUGGACACGCAGUUGUGUAAUGAUACAAAAUAUUAA
Zootermopsis nevadensis is the source of this 2452-nucleotide messenger RNA. Lineage: Eukaryota; Metazoa; Arthropoda; Insecta; Blattodea; Termopsidae. The record is from RefSeq and is a predicted model, not a curated record.